Messenger RNA from Cajanus cajan (pigeon pea), 1027 nucleotides. NCBI's taxonomy places the organism in Eukaryota, Viridiplantae, Streptophyta, Magnoliopsida, Fabales, Fabaceae. The record is from RefSeq and is a predicted model, not a curated record.
UUCCUCAUGGAAACCCAAAUCAAUGUUGUUCAUUGGCUCACAAAUCGGAAAUUGGGGUUACUUUCAAGUUCCACAAUUCCAAUUGACACAGCAAGCAACUCCGAUUCUCCUUACACUCUAAUCAGAAACAACGGUGCCAGGUUCGAUCGAGUCGUUCUUCAUGCUUUUUGCACAUUUGAUCAAUCUGCAAACUUGACAUCCUGAUCCAACGCAAGUUCGAUUUUUUUUGGUUGAACCUCAGGUUUUCAGAUACCCUUUUUGUUCCUUUUUAACGGAUUAGGUCCGUUGAUUGUAUAGGUGGUUGAUUUAGAAGCAGAUAGAAAAUGGGGGCAAUGAUAUCUAGGUUCUGGUUUAUGUUAUUCCCUGCAAAGGAGUAUAAGAUUGUGGUAGUUGGGUUGGAUAACGCGGGAAAGACCACAACCCUUUAUAAAUUGCACUUGGGCGAGGUUGUCACAACCAACCCUACCGUUGGUAGCAACGUCGAAGAGCUCGUCUACAAAAAUAUACGAUUUGAGGUCUGGGACCUUGGCGGACAAGAGAGACUGAGGACCUCAUGGGCAACGUAUUACCGAGGAACUCAUGCUGUGAUUGCAGUGAUAGACAGCAGUGAUAGAGCCAGGAUCUCAAUCAUGAAGGAUGAACUUUUCAGGUUGCUGGGGCAUGAAGAUUUACAACAUUCUGUCAUUCUUGUCUUUGCUAAUAAACAAGACAUCAAGGAUGCAAUGACUCCUGCUGAGAUCACUGAUGCACUAUCUCUUCACAGCAUCAAGGAUCAUGAUUGGCAUAUACAGGCUUGCAGUGCCCUUUCGGGAGAAGGGCUGUAUGAUGGUCUUGGAUGGAUUGCUCAGCGAGUAACUGGCAACGCACCAACAUGAUGUUGGGAUGCUGGAAACUUAGAAUGAAAAUCAUUUUUAUUGUAUUAUGUGAUAACUGACUAAUUCUAUGCAUCAUUUAUACUUCGAAGAGCCAAGCUAAUUUUAGAUUCUUGCAGUUUCAAUUUGUGUAAUCGAGCAUAUCAAUUACUAAU